GCGCUGCACCAAAGAUGGAGGACAGUAGCAAAGUCUUAAGAAGAAAUUGCUGUAAUGUUUAAAAUUGGGGCCAAACCAGGCUUUAAUUUAUUAUUAUUUCGGUGAGGACUGAUUUAUAUUUCGCUGUAGGCGAGUGUGACAUCUGUAGCAGAAAAUGUUUAGUCUUCAGCUGCGACUGUGGCUUCAUCCUGGAGCUCAGGUGUGUGUUGUUUCUCGGCUGAAGGCCCACAGACUGGCUUCUCUCCAGAACACAGUGGCACUUCCCCAGAAGAAAACCCAAAGCUUGUUGUACCCCUUCAGUCAGGUGGAACCCUACCUGGACCGGUCUAUAGACAGGACACAGUUCCAGCUCUUUCAUCCCAGUGUGGAAGAUAUGCUUAAAGCAGAAAAACUCUUCUGUUCGUCACCUUCUCAUAAGAUCGAUUACUACAUUUCUGCAGAGAGGAUGGACCAUGCGCCUGUUAUGAAACAGCCAGAGGUGUGUUUCAUUGGCAGAAGCAACGUGGGAAAGUCGUCUCUUAUCAAAGCUUUGUUCUCUCUGACGCCAGAGGUCGAAGUCAGAGUCUCCAAAACUCCAGGUCACACAAAGAAGAUGAACUUCUUCCGAGUGGGUAAAGCGUUCACCAUCGUAGACAUGCCAGGUUAUGGACACAAAGCACCCAAAGACUUUGUGGACAUGGUGGAGCCAUACCUCUACUCCAGGAAGAAUCUGGUGAGGACGUUCCUGUUGGUCGAUGGCAGCGUUGGGCUCCAGAAGGCCGACCUGAUCGCUCUGGAGAUGUGUGAAGAGAUCAGACGUCCAUAUGUGAUGGUGGUGACGAAGAUCGACAAAGGUACACGUGGAGUUCUGCUGUCCAACCUGAUGCAUCUUCAGGAUGCUGUUAAAACACACACAUCGAGCUGCUUCCCACAGCCGUUCCUGCUCAGCUCUCUGAACUUCUGGGGGAUCUACCUGCUGAGAUGCUUCAUCGCCCACAUAACAGGGAGCAUCACGUUAACGACACCGCCGACAAACUCCAAUGAAGGCGCAACCGCUCACAACCUCUGAUGUUACCGUCUAUAAGUGCUCAAAGCUGUGCCUGCACAUAUUUAACAUUAUCUCCAUCUGUUCGGGCACCAUUACUUGUUGUAUUAUAAAGUUGAUGAUAAUUUAAUAAUCUUUAUUUUUUUUAAUAAAUGUUCUUUCUUGAAGUGU
Messenger RNA from Sphaeramia orbicularis (orbiculate cardinalfish), 1195 nucleotides. It is a transcript of the gene gtpbp8, whose product is annotated as GTP binding protein 8. Bases 155 to 1048 code for a protein of 297 amino acids. Gene Ontology annotation, molecular function: GTP binding. The transcript has 8 exons. NCBI's taxonomy places the organism in Eukaryota, Metazoa, Chordata, Actinopteri, Kurtiformes, Apogonidae. Gene Ontology annotation, cellular component: mitochondrion. The record is from RefSeq and is a predicted model, not a curated record.